AUGAGAGCGAGAGAUUUUUUCAUGGUCCUAUCUAUCUAUCUAUCUAUCUAUCUAUCUAUCUAUUCAAAUUUGUCUAUCUACCUCAGCUUGUUCAUAUCUCUCUGUCUAUCUCUUGUUUUUGUUCUAUCUCAAUUUGUUCAUAUUUAUUCUAUCUAUCUAUCUAUCUAUCUAUCUAUCUAUCUAUCUAUCUAUCUAUCUAUCUAUCUUGAUCUAUAUCUAACUAUUUCACAACAAAAUUUCAUAUCUAUCUCAAUUUUUUUCAUAUCUAUCUAUCUAUCUAUCUAUCUAUCUAUCUAUCUAUCUAUCUAUCUUGAUCUAUAUCUAACUAUUUCAGCUUGUUCAUAUCUAUCUCAAUUUGUUCAUAUCUAUCUAUCUAUCUAUCUAUCUAUCUAUCUAUCUAUCUAUCUUGAUCUAUAUCUAACUAUUUCAGCUUGUUCAUAUCUAUCUCAAUUUGUUCAUAUCUAUCUAUCUAUCUAUCUAUCUAUCUAUCUAUCUAUCUAUCUAUCUAUCUAUCUAUCUAUCUAUCUUAACUUUUUAUCUAUCUAUAUACUUAUAUUCUGUUCAUGUCUAUCUAUCUAUCUAUCUAUCUAUCUAUCUAUCUAUCUAUCUAUCUAUCUAUCUAUCUAUGAAACUACCUACGUUAUUAAUCUAUCAGUUUAUCUAUCUAUAUACUUAUAUUCUGUUCAUGUUUGUCUAUCUAUCUAUCUAUCUAUCUAUCUAUCUAUCUAUCUAUCUAUCUAUCUAUCUAUCUAUCUAUCUAUCUAA
Molecule: messenger RNA, 765 nt
Organism: Acanthosepion pharaonis
Lineage: Eukaryota; Metazoa; Mollusca; Cephalopoda; Sepiida; Sepiidae
Source: the annotation of a GenBank genome assembly